UUUUUUUUGCUAAUUUACAAAAUAAUUAUGUGUAUAUAUAUAUGUAUAUAUAUACAGUAGAACUCAACCAUCUCCCGCUUCAAUCCUGGUCUUAUCUUUGUCCGUACAACUCUGUAUGAUCUGGUCUCUCUCGACUCCGUUGAAUCUCAGGGUUUUCGAUCUUCAGCUCUUCGAGCUAUGGUUAGAUUCGAUUAAACCCCCAAAAAAUCAAACAAAGUACUUCCUCGACUAGAAACCCUUAAACCCCCAAAUAAAGUUUCUAUUUCUGUAAAAUUGGGUCCUCCGAUCAACACGAUUCGCCAUCAGGGAAAUUAGAAAGCAAGCAUUGAUUGAAGUUCAUUUCAGUUCAGAUAAGGUUUUCAGUUCAUUUCAAGGCAUUAGGGGAAAAACAAUGUUAGGCUCAGGAAAUAAUUUAAAUAGGAGUACUGCACCAUCCUCUAAUGUGCCACCAUUGCCUCAAUGUUUGCCAUUGGAGCCUAUUACGUUGGGAAAUCCAAAAUAUCCUCGCCCAGGAGAGUUAAGACGUGCUCUAGGUGUUCCCAGUACUUCUGAGAAUCAUUCUUUUGGUGCUUCUCAUCCUAAAGCACCGCCUCCAGCUGGAAAGGAUGAAAUAAAGCACUUUAAAGAAACUGUGCUAGAUGGCUCUAAGAAGGCCAGGGAUAGAGUGAAAAUGUUUCAUGAAUCACUAUUCAAAUUGGAUAAGUACAAAGAAGCAUUAACCUCGAAGAAGCGGCAAAGAAGCGAACUUUUAUCGAGUGAGAGGUCCAGCGGAAUAAAUUUGAUAAAGGGUGGGAGCCAGAUUCAUCGAACUUCUCACGACACCAUUGUGCAAAGAAUGGAAGACAGAACAAAGAAUGGCAUGUUGAAUAAACGCAUUCGGACAUCGGUUGCAGAUCAACGGGCAGAAAAUCGGCCAAGUAUUAACUCAAGGCAGCAAAUGUUCGCUGAUAAGGAUGGGGCUACCCUUCAGCCUGCCAGUGGGAGCUCUGGAAGAAUUGAAGAAAAGACUCGCAGAUUGCUUGCCGGGGGUGAAGGUUUGGAUCAAAAGAUAAAAAAGAAACGCUCUGUGGGAUCUGUAGGUAGCAGACUUAUCAAUGCUGAUCGGGAUAUAAAACGGGCUGCUCAUUCAAAGCUGACUGCUGAGGCUAAAUUACGAUCUUGCGAUACUCAUGGUUUCAGAUUGAAAUCUUCAGCUGGAGUUGGUGGAAUCAACAAGUUAGAUAGCUCAUACGAGCCGAGUAAUUCAGAUUCCAGUACAGUUCACAAGAGUGAGCACGAGAGUCCCACACUUUCAAGGGAUCGAAUGCCCGUUUUAGAGCAGCAGAACAGUUUUAAAGGAAGCAAUAAGCCCAACAUGCAACAAAAUAACUCUGUAGCCAGUCCUGGUCCAGUUCCGAAAGGAAAGGUUUCCAAGGUACAACGGAUUAGUUCUGUUAUGGCUCUAGAUUCAGCUCCUGGUGCUCGUCCAUCUGUACCUUUCCAAGGAUGCGAACAGCCAACUGUUUUAGGUAAAGCUGCAGUGUCGGGUAUUGCUGUUAAUCAGAAACGCCAAGUAUCUGUAGGCUCACCUAUACAUCCUAUGACUCAGUGGGUUGGUCAGAGACCUCAUAAAAACUCACGUGCAAGGCGAACAAACUUAGUUUCUCCUGUUUCAAACCAUGUUGAAACUCAGAUUUCAUCUCAAGGAUUUGGUACUUCUGAAUUUAGUACAAGAGCUUCCUCGAUUGGAACCACUGGAUCUGUGCUGGUUAGUGAUGUAGAUAACAUUAGCCCAAAAUUUAAAGGCGAAACUGAGAAUGCUACAUCAUUAUAUGGGUUUUCUGAAAGUGAAGAAUCAGGAGCUGGGGAAAAUAUGUUGAAAGAGAGGAAAAUUAACAGCGGGGAAGCUUCAAUGAACACCUCUCAUAAAGUUGGAGGUUUUGUAAUGCCUAUGAAGAAGAAUAAACUUCUAGCUAAUGAAGGUGGAUAUGGUUUGCAAAGACCUGGAAGAAAUGGAAGAGGACCGUCUUUGUCAAGACCAGGAAUUCCUCCAGUGAAAGAGAAGUCAAAGAAGCUGCUAGCAACAGAGGCUAUUCAAGAUGGGGUGCUCUCUCCUGAGAAAAGUAGAAGUAAAACUGGUCGUCCACCGUCAAAAAAGCUGAAAGAGCGCAAGAGUCUGACUCGUCUUCGACCAAUGCUAUCUAAUGGCAGCUCAGAUUGCACAGGUGAAUCUGACGAUGAUCACGAAGAACUUUAUUCAGCUGCCAAGUUUGCUCGUAAUGCUAGCAGUCAUGCCUGUUCUAGUGCAUUUUGGAAGAACAUGGAAUGCAUUUUUGCAUCUAUAAGCUCAGAGGAUGCAUCCUACUUGAAACAACAGCUAAAUGUUGCAGAGGAGCUUGAGAAGAGUUUGUCUCCCAUGUUUGUCGACGAAUUCAAAGUUUUGGGUGUUUCAGAUGAGGGAUUUGAAAAUUUCUCUGGGAACAGAUUUGAUGCUGUGUGUGGAAAAUCUGAGAGGAGAAGAUUUGAUAAGGUCACUCCAUUGUACCAAAGAGUUCUUUCUGCUUUGAUAGAAGAAGACGAAGGUGAUGAUUUUUUUCACCAGAGUGAAGGAAAAAUCACCUAUUUGCAAUACGCUAGUGACGAUUCUCAUUGUGGCUCGUGUAACCAAAUUGACAUGGAAUCCAAAGAUAAGGACAGAAUCGAAAGUGAAGUAGAGUCAAAUCUUGGUUUUCAGUCGCAGAGAAACGGCUUUAUGGACCGACUUUCUUGUGAUAGUAGUGCUGCAACUAACACAUUGAGGAACCGAGGCUAUUCGAGUUCUUUACAUAGCAAUGAACAGUAUCACGGAGACUAUGACCUUUUACAUUCUGAUGCGGUUCAUGUUAGUGAAAUAAGUUCGAACAAUUUCGGUCAACUACAAUCUCGAGAUAUGGAAGCUUCUGGCUUUCCUCCAUCUGACUGCCAGUAUCAGUCAAUGUCCAUCAAUGACAAGAUCCUCUUGGAGCUUCAGAGUAUCGGUCUAUAUCCAGAGAUAAUGCCCGAUUUGGCAGAGGGAGAGGAAGUUAUUAAUGAUGAUAUAAUGGAACUCAAGGAACAACUUCAUGAACAGGUUGCUAGAAAGAAGAGAAACAUUGGGAUAAUAGAUAAAGCUGUUCAGAAAGGGAGAGAUGUUGAAAGACGGAAAAUCGAACAAGUUGCAAUGGACAAACUGAUCGAAAUGGCCUACAGAAAACGAACGGCGUCCCGUGGCAAUAGUGCUUCAAAGAAUGCUGUCCGCAAAGUUCCAAAACAUGUUGCAUCGGCUUUUGUCAAGCGUACACUUAACCGAUGUAUGAAUUUUGAGGAAACUGGCAAAAGCUGCUUUAGUGAUCCCGCACUUCAGAGCGUAUUGUAUUCUUCCAACAACGAUACGAAAUCUGUCGAAUGCAUUGGGUCGGGAACUGCUAGUAACACAUGCAAUGAAGUUUCGUAUCAAGCUGAUGUUAGAGGAGCAGGUGGGGUUUCUUGUGCAUUCGAAAGGCACGAGUCUCAUAGCGAUAGUCUUGAUAUUCACUCCUCCGAGCGAACUUCUUACAACCAGGGAUUCACUCCCAACAGAGUUCGGAAGAGGGAAGCCCUGAUUGACGAUGUUGUCGGGAGUGCUUCUUCGAGGGUAACUUCUGCUUUCGACAACACUAUUCCCGAGGCAAAGGGAAGGAGAAGUGAUCGAGAUAAUAACUUAAGAAACAAUUCUCUUUCCGGAGGUGGUCGGUCAUCUUUAGACAGCUCCCAGACCGAACGCAAAACAAAAACAAAGUUGAAGCAAAAGAACACUCAAAACGGAAGAUUCAUGGAAUCAACAGAAACUCAGUUCAAUAGAAAAACCGAAUCGAAAGAUGCAGAGGAACCCGGAAUCUUCCCUAAUUUACCGAUCAACGAAAUAGAUCCAAUAGAAGACCCAAGUGACCUCGGUGGAAAUCAAGAUCUGAGUACAUGGUUGAACUUUGAAGAAGACGGGUUAAUGGACCAUGACUCGAUGAUCGGUCUCGAAAUACCAAUGGAUGAUCUUGCAGAGUUGCAGUUUAUUUAGUUAGUUGAGAAGGUAUCAAGAUGUGGUGAUGAUGAUCAAAUGUAUUAGCACACAGUCCAACCAAUAAAAAAAAAAGAAAAAGAAAAAGAAAAACCCCCCAAAAUUUAUCAAAAGAGAAUAAUUAGAAGAUUGUAAAUAUAAUUUUUAGAGGUUUGAAGAGAUUGUAUAAUCCUUGGAUAUCUGAAAUUGAAUCAGUAGCAAGGAUCAUACUAUUUCUUCUCUCAUGAAUCAUUAUAAUGAUUUUACUGUAUUAUGAACCAAAUAUAUUCAAAAUACAAGGCAUUAGGCCUCUAGAGAAAGCAAAAGUUUUCUAAUGAUUUUUCAUUACAAUUUAGUUGGUAUUAUUAUCUCUAUCAAUUGUAGUGUAUUAAUUUUGUGUAACUCUAUUAUUGUUAUUAUUUCAUGCUUUCUUUCCAAUAAAA
This is a messenger RNA of Cannabis sativa, 4470 nucleotides long. RefSeq lists its product as uncharacterized. Lineage: Eukaryota; Viridiplantae; Streptophyta; Magnoliopsida; Rosales; Cannabaceae. The transcript is spliced from 17 exons. The record is from RefSeq and is a predicted model, not a curated record. Bases 392 to 4048 code for a protein of 1218 amino acids.